AUGACUNACCCGGUGCCCAACAGGCAAUGGAGUGGAGGGGGGAAUGGGGAGUAUCGUGUGCGAAGACAGCUGUCAGUGUCGUCCGACUCCAAACUCCUGGACGAGGGUGCGAGGGAAGACGCCCGGGUGGUCAUGAGGCCUAAAAGGCCGCCUAGGCCCAAGUCAGAGGCCUUUUUAGGGCCGCAUGACCACUCCAACCGACGCACCAAGCGAUUUAGUGCCUUUGGGGGUGACUCUCCGUUCGGGAAGUCCGAAGCCUACAUAAAACUAGAGCAACUCGGUGAGGGUUCCUACGCCACAGUAUAUAAGGGAUAUAGCAAGUGA
Molecule: messenger RNA, 324 nt
Organism: Ostrinia furnacalis (Asian corn borer)
Lineage: Eukaryota; Metazoa; Arthropoda; Insecta; Lepidoptera; Crambidae
Product: cyclin-dependent kinase 18-like
Exons: 3
Coding region: 1-324 (107 amino acids)
Source: RefSeq, a predicted model, not a curated record